AAUCAAGCCAUUUCAACUAAAAAAAAAAAAACAUGAGCUCACUGCAACAUGUGAAUCCCACAGUGAGAGGGAUCAGAGUUUCACCACAAAGUGUGCUGCAAAGUCUGGCAGUACGCAUCUCACAGGAGGUCACACAGGGGGUGCCAAAACCUUUUAAGCAGGUGAUUGAUGUCAGCUCAGGUGACCCCCACAAAUCCGGAUUGAAACCCAUGUCAUUUCUUCGACAGGUCUUGGCUGUGUGUGUGUACCCUGAGCUGCUGAACAAUGAAGGACUCUCUCUGGAUGUCAGGUUGAGGGCUCAGAGACUCCUGGAGGCCUGUGAUGGAGGAAGUGUGGGGUCCUAUGGUCAAUCAUCUGGUGUGCCUCACGUCAAACAAAGCAUUGUUGAGUUCAUCUCGAGACGAGACGCCGGUGUGUCUUCAAACACUGAACACAUCUUUAUUUCUCCUGGUUCUCAAGUGGCCUUGAGGAUCAUUGUGAUACUGUUGGCCAGAGGGGAGGAGGAGACUCAGUCAGCUGUGUUGACCCCCAUGCCCUGUCCUCACACCCUGCCCAUGUUGGUAGAGGAAGCCGGGGUGAAACUGGUGCCAUACCAUUUGAUAGAGGAGCAAGGCUGGGCUGUAGACCUGGAUGAGCUGCACCGAGCUUUAAAGGCCGCCAGGGGGCGCUAUGAACCCAGAGCCAUGUACAUCAGCAACCCAGGAAACCCCACAGGUCAUGUGCAGGACAGGAAAUCAAUAGAAGAAGUGAUUCAGUUUGCAGCAGCUGAGAGACUCUUACUGUUGGUUGAUGAGGUCUACCAGGACAGUGUGUAUGGACCGGACAAAGAGUUUAUUUCCUAUAAGAAGGUCCUGUCUGAGAUGAACAGCGAGUACUCAGAGACAGUGGAGCUGAUCUCCUUCCACUCUUUAUCCAGUACCUGCAUGGGAGAGUGUGGUCUGAGGGCAGGAUACAUGGAGAUGGUCAACAUGGACCCAGAGGUGAAACAUACUGUGUAUAAUAUGCGGAGUGCUCAUGCUCCAGUCACAGGACAGCUGGCUCUGGAGCUCAUGAUCAACCCACCGACACCCGGAGAGCCUUCAUAUGACAAAUACACACAGGAGAUUCUCCUCAUUCAGGCCACAUUGUCCCAGAAUGCUCGACGGGCUUGGCAGUUUCUAAAUGAUCUACCGUGGAUGAGCUGUCAGCCAGCGAUGGGGGGAAUCUACCUUUAUCCCCGUCUGCAUUUACCAUCUGAGCUUAUAGAGCAGGCCAAGAUGCUGGGAAUGGAGGCGGACGUUCUUUACUGCCAGAAAUUACUGGAAGAAGAAGGUGUUUGUUUGGGAGCGGGCUCUGAGAACGGACAGGACGAUCAACGCUACCAUGUCAGGUUGUGUGUUUUGGCUCCUCCUGCCACUGUGGAGGAGGUCUUAGCACGGCUUCGUACUUUCCACCUGCGCCUACUGGACAGAUUUCCCUGACAGAAAUGUCAAAGACAGAGAUUUUGGAGAAAACAUAAUCUUUAACCCUGAAUCUUUUAAAUGGUCACUGUUAAUAAAAUCAGCAACCUAGUUCAUGAUCCUACACAGACCAAAGUAAUUCACUUCCUUUAAAAGGAACUAAAUAAACCCUUGACAACCUAUUGUCAACCUCUCUUAGCUGCUGGAACACAGGAAUUUCCCCAUUGUGGGAUCAAUAAAGUACUUACCUAAUGUAGCCACACAAAAACAAAUUUAAAUUCUAUGUAAUAUUUGUGAAACUGAAGAUGGAAGCUUGUUAUGUGACUGUUGAAAAAGCAUCUACCCAGAAUUUAGAGGUAUAAGGUUCUAUCUUCUAUUCUAGUGGUUUCAACUAAA
Monopterus albus (swamp eel) is the source of this 1835-nucleotide messenger RNA. RefSeq names its product alanine aminotransferase 2-like. Gene Ontology annotation, molecular function: transaminase activity; pyridoxal phosphate binding. The record is from RefSeq and is a predicted model, not a curated record. Gene Ontology annotation, biological process: biosynthetic process. The coding region runs from base 33 to 1460 and encodes 475 amino acids. NCBI's taxonomy places the organism in Eukaryota, Metazoa, Chordata, Actinopteri, Synbranchiformes, Synbranchidae. The transcript has 11 exons.